Messenger RNA from Rhizophagus irregularis DAOM 181602=DAOM 197198, 1932 nucleotides. RefSeq lists its product as uncharacterized. The record is from RefSeq and is a predicted model, not a curated record. Gene Ontology annotation, biological process: protein phosphorylation. Gene Ontology annotation, molecular function: protein binding; ATP binding; protein kinase activity. NCBI's taxonomy places the organism in Eukaryota, Fungi, Glomeromycota, Glomeromycetes, Glomerales, Glomeraceae.
AUGCAAGAUACCGAGUAUACAAAUGAAUGGAUUAAUUGGAUUGAAGAAACUGUUGAUAAGGAAUAUUUAAAACUUUAUGAAUAUAAACAAUUUAAUAAUAUUCAACAUAUUGGUACUGGAAAAUUUGGAAGCGUAUAUCGUGCAAAUUGGAAAAAUUCAGAAACCCAAUUUGCGUUAAAAUCUUUUUUUAAUCUUGAUAACAUCACCAUGAAAGAGAUCAUUCGUGAGUUAAAAAUUCAGCGUGAAGUUGAUUUUCAUAAUAACAUUAUUCGUUGUUAUGGAAUAACGAAACUUGAGUCAGAAAAUCAUAAUAAUUACCAGUUAGUGAUGGAAUAUGCUAACGGUGGUACUCUUCGAAGUUAUUUGAAAGAAAAUUUUAGUAAGCUUACUUGGAAUGACAAAUAUAAUAUGGCAUACCAGUUAUCUUGUGCUGUAUCGUACUUACAUAACAAAGAAAUUGUGCAUUAUGAUUUGCACUCCUGUAGUAUAUUAGUCCAUAAUAAUACAAUUAAAUUAUCGGAUUUUGGAUUAUCCAAAAGAAUUGAAGCAUCAUCCAAUUUUCAAUCUAAAUUGUUUGGGAUGGUUCCUUAUGUCGAUCCAAAAAGCUUUAGUAGACAAGGAAAUAAUAAUAACCAAUCAAUACAGAUGUACACAUUAAAUGAAACAAGUGAUAAUUACAGUAUUGGUGUAUUAUUAUGGGAGAUAUCUAGUGGGCGACCUCCCUUUUAUGUUGAGGAUGAACAAUAUGAUAUUGAUUUAGCUUUGGAAAUUUCGCAAGGUCUUAGAGAAACUAUUGUUCCUGAUACUCCUAAUGAAUAUGUUAAAGUCUAUACUAAAUGUUGGGAUGGGGAACCAGAUAAUCGUCCAACGAUAUAUCAAGUAGUUGAUUGGCUAAACGGCAUAAUUAAAAAAACAGAUAUAAUAUUAAAAAAUCAUCAAAUAUCAAAUAAAGAAGCUUGUUUAAGUAAUAAUAAUUCAGAAUCACAAGGAGAUUUAUCUCAACUUAUUCAAGAUUUUGAUAGAAUUAAUAUAAAAGAAGUUGAUCCUAUGGUAAUAUUAAGUAAACAAGCAAUUGAAGAUUAUAAUAUUAUAGUUGAUGAAAUAAAUGAUUUUAUUUUUAGAUUAAUGAAUAAAGGAUUUGAAAGAAAUUCAGUGAAACAGAAAGUUAUAGAAUAUUUUAAUAAUCAUAAUAUAAAUUCACAAGAUAUUUAUAAUUGGUUAUUAAGUAAUCAAAAUAGUUUAAAUUCUAUUUUUUUACUUGGAUAUUUUAAUCAUUAUGGUAUUGUAAUAAGUGAAAAUAAUGAGAAAGCAUUUAAUUUAUUUAUUAAUGCAUCAGAAAAAAAUCAUUUAUUAUCACAAUAUUUUACUGGUCAUUGUUAUUUUCAUGGAUAUGGAACGGUUAAAAAUGAAAAAUUAUCUUUUGAUUAUUAUGAAAAAGUGGCUAAUGAAAAUUUUUCAAGUGGUCAAUUAGGAGUUGGUUAUUUUUAUAAAAAAGGAAUAAGUGUUGAAAAAGAUUAUCAAAAAGCUUUUUAUUGGUAUGAAAAAGCUGCAAAUAAUGGUAAUAUAAUAGCAAUAUAUAGUCUUAGUAGAUUUUAUGAAGAUGGAAUUUUUGUUGAAAAAGAUUAUAAUAAAGCUUUUGAAUUAUAUAAGAAAUCAGCUGAAGGAGGUUAUCCAGAUGGAAUAACAAUGUUAGGAUAUUGUUAUUAUAAAGGUAUUGGAACUACAAUUGAUAAACAAAAAUCAUUUGAAUUAUAUCAAAAUGCUGCAAAUUUAGGAAGUAAUACGGCACAAUAUAAUCUUGCUUUAAUGUUUGAAGAAGGAGAUGGAAUUACAAAAGAUAUAGGAAAAGCAAUUUAUUGGUAUGAAAAAUCUGCCGAACAAGGUGAUCUAGAUGCACAAAUUAAAUUAAAGACAUUUCAAGAUGAUCAAUAA